AUGGCAAAAUCGUGCAGAUGGAUCGAGCCGAAGCCUCCUGCAGGCAUUCCAGAAAACAUUCCUUUAUUACUUGUUCCAGUUAAUUCUCGACCAACAAUUACCAUUCCCACUCAGAUCAUUCCAAAAACGAUUAUUAUCGAUACUCAAAGCUUGCAAACGAAUAUGAGUACCAAUCGUGAAGAUAAAUUUGAAAUUGAGAAAUAUCAAGAAAAUUUGUUCAUGCGAGUAGUUGAUGAAAUCCAUGAUGAAAGUAGAAUUGACUGA
Molecule: messenger RNA, 264 nt
Organism: Dracunculus medinensis (Guinea worm)
Lineage: Eukaryota; Metazoa; Nematoda; Chromadorea; Rhabditida; Dracunculidae
Source: the annotation of a GenBank genome assembly